Messenger RNA from Scylla paramamosain (green mud crab), 3900 nucleotides. RefSeq names its product single-stranded DNA-binding protein 3-like (gene Ssdp). NCBI's taxonomy places the organism in Eukaryota, Metazoa, Arthropoda, Malacostraca, Decapoda, Portunidae. Gene Ontology annotation, biological process: positive regulation of transcription by RNA polymerase II. Gene Ontology annotation, cellular component: nucleus. The record is from RefSeq and is a predicted model, not a curated record. Gene Ontology annotation, molecular function: single-stranded DNA binding; protein binding.
UUGGCUACAGUACAGUGUUCAACAUGUACGCUAAGGGGAAGGGCUCAUCGGUGCCCUCCGAUGCGCAAGCCAGGGAAAAAUUGGCGUUAUAUGUGUACGAAUAUCUUCUACACGUUGGUGCCCAAAAAGCAGCACAGACCUUUCUCUCUGAAAUAAGAUGGGAGAAAAAUAUCACUCUAGGGGAGCCGCCGGGGUUCCUCCAUUCGUGGUGGUGUGUGUUCUGGGACCUGUACUGUGCGGCCCCGGAGCGUCGCGACACCUGCGAACACUCCAGUGAGGCCAAGGCCUUCCACGACUACGGAUUUGUAAAUUCAGGUUACAGCGUCAACGGUAUCGCUCACAAUGCUGGGCCCACACCAUCGCCUCUUGGCCAGAUGCCUCCCAGCGACGGCAUGGGUCCAGCCGGCCCUAUGCCCCCGGGCUUUUUUCCGACGCCGGGCAUGAGGCCAUCCCCAGGUCCCAACCCCCCCUCUCAGGCCUCCCCCCACCCCCCAGGGGGGCCGGGAGGCCCAGGAGGGCCGGGGGGGAGCCCCAUGCACAUGAAUCCGCAGCCUUUCAUGUCACCUCGAUAUCCAGGUGGGCCUCGGCCUGGGGUGAGAAUGCCUCAGAUGCACAGUGACUUCACUGGGCCUCCAGCGCAACCUAUAAUGCCCAACAGUAUGGAUCCCACUCGUCAAGGAGAUGGAGACUUUGUUGGGUGGCAAGGUCCUCCCGGAAUGAAUCCACGAAUGACUGGUCCACGGGGGCCAGCCAUGGGCCCUGGACCUGGCAUGGGCCCCAUGGGUCCUGCAGCAUAUGGUCCAGGCAUGAGAGGACCACCACCUAACAGUAUUGGUCCAGGACCUGGUGGACCAGGAGGCCCAGGACCAGGGGGUCCUGGGCCAGGGAUGCCGGCAAUGAGCAUGGGAGGACCAGGCCCUAGACAACCAUGGACGCCAAACACAUCAACCCCAAUGAGUUACUCGUCAUCCUCGCCUGGAACCUACGGCGGCAUGAUGGGUCCGCCUGGCACUGGAGGUCCCCCUGGUCCCGGCACUCCCAUCAUGCCCAGUCCUCAAGACACAACCAGUAGUGGGGCCGAUGCCAUGUUUCCUAUGAUGAAGCCAGUACCUGGAGGAGGCAUGCCAGGGGACUUCCCUCUGAGUAGUGGUCCAGAUGGACCCAUGGGUGGGCCAAUGGGGCCAAACACCAUGGGCCCUGUCAUGAAUGGUGAUGGCCUAGAUGGCAUGAAGAAUUCUCCUGCUAAUGGUCCUGGCACGCCGCGGGACGAUGGGGGUGGUAUGGGGGACUACAAUUUAGGAAGCUUCGGGGGCCCACCGGAGAGUGACCAGAAUGAGUCUGCUGCCAUCCUAAAGAUCAAGGAAACUAUGCAAGAAGAAGCAAAGAGAUUCGAAAAGGACGUUCCACCGGAUCAUCCAGACUACUUUAUGCCGUGACGUGACCCUUUCCCAUCCCCACUUUACCCUGUGAAAUAGCUCUCUGCUCCCACUGAAACUGACAUGGCAUUAGUCUGGGGCUGACAUUCCUCUCAUCCCUAGCUGCUGAAGACUUGCAUAGCUCAGUUAUGAGGGCAAUGUGCGAGUGCAGUCAAGACUGUGUCCUCACAGUAACACUACGCCACAACUUUAUAGUGAUGUGAUUCUGUGUGCGGUGGAGUGACGAUGGGACAACGGGUCCUAAACAGACUUUUGAGGAACUGGUGAAUCAGCCCUCAAUACAACUAUUAAGUGAAUCAAAACUUAAAAGCUCCAGUAAUGGAGUGCUAUCCUACAGUGAAAUUUGAAAUGUGAUUAGAAACACUAGUGAUUUCCUUUACAAAGUCGGAAAGGCAGAAUGAGCACUUGGAGGAAAUGGGUAAAUGUUUGACUUCUUGCAUAGACCAAAACUGAGAGAAGUGGAAAACUGGCUCUGAUUUCUGCUGUUUGAUGAUAAGUCUGUUGUGUCAUUCAUUGUGCUUUCUAUGUGAAUCUUGUAGGAAACAAAAUUACUGUUAAUAUUAUUUGAUAUGUUUUCUGAAUUUCAUUAAUUUUAAAAAACCCAAGAUCCAUAACCUCAACAGCAGUGUCAGGAGACUAGGGCAGCCAGGGUAAGAUGGAGAUGUAGAUAUUUUCAUAAACCGUCAUUGCUCACGGGUGGUGUCCGCUCGCCUCAACAGGACAACCAGUGCUGCCUGUCUCCUGGCGGAACCUUUCCAGGAAUGCCCACAGUUUUCUCGUUUCCAUGAGAAAACUCCUCUCUCUCAGUCCCAGGCACCAGCAGUCCCCCACACUACUUCCAACAUCACCCUGGGAUGUGCCCCUGGGAUGGAUUGGAAAUAUCCCCAGGGUGUUGGCCCAGAGCCAGCUGGAACCUACUCACCUAGGGCCUGGCACCCAUGUACAAAUCCCCCCAGCCUGGGACCUCUGGGACCUGGCACGUGAUCUGCCCUCCACAUGUGCGAAAGACAGAAAUGUCUGUUCUCACUAGUAUUACUCAGACUAUUCUGGCCUCAGGCCCAACUCAUGUAAUAUCAGAUGGGAAGUCUUUUAUUCAGACUACUUUGUGUUAGCUUAUCUACCAGACAAAGUGAUGACCUGUCUCUAUUCUGUACAGAUCUAUCCAAGUGUUGUAGAUGUAGAAAUAAUUUAUUAUUUGUCAUGUCCAAAUCUAUCACUUUUAUCUUUCUUCUAGACUCCCUAUGUUAAACUGUUUUAAUCACAAUGACCACCCCCCACCCCUCUGUCCAUGACCCAACACUACCAUUUUUACCUUUUCUCUCACCACCACUAUCACCACCACCUCACCACCACUACCACCACCACAACCUCACCACCACCUCACCACCUCACCACCACACCACCACCACCAUAUGAGAAGUACGAACACAAAACCUUUGGUCUAGCAGUAUGGUUUACGUUACUGCUGUCCAUUCAACCAGCGCCAAAUGUAAAUCACUGAUGACUUUUGCCCAAGGUACACCACCACCUCCAGAACAUCGUCACACUGGGGGUUGACCUGGUAUUGCAUUCUAGGUUUAAAGCAUUUUUAUAUAUCUGAUUUAGGUGAUCCAUAAUAAUGACAACUUAUCAGAUCCAUCCUCCUCACCUUGCACAAAUGAGAAACUCCUGUCUUCAGUGCUAUAUGUACCUUCUGUUUGAAUUAAAUGUUCCUGUCUAUGGAAUAUGUUAACACAAAAUUUUGUAAGCUAUGUGUCACAAAUGAAUCAGAUUUAAAUGGAUUCCUUUUUUUACCAUUUUCCCUGUAGCAAAUACCUUAAUUAGGAAAAUAAAAAUAAAAAAAGGGAAGUUCCUUGAGGACUGAAGUACAUGUAUUAUGAAAGUAACCAUUGUAAGGUUCAUCAUUGCUUCUAAAUAUCCUCAUUUGCAAGAUCUAAGAUAUAUUACAAGUGACCUGACUGAAAUUGUCAAAUAACAAUACAAUGGAUCAGAUUUCAGAUUUCUCUGUUGAGAUUGUUCAAGGUAAAGAAAAAAAAACAUUAUAACUGCAUCAACCAUUACACAAACAUAUAUGUACUUCAUCUUUACAGGAACUAUUACCUCACAUCAGGGAAAUACCAGAACCUAUACCCAACAGAUGUCAGCUGAAAUGGUUAUUUCUGAUACUAAGGAAUGGACUUGGUGAAACCCUGAGUGUGUGUUGCUCUGGUGGUGUGGUUGCUUGGCCCAGUUUGUCUGUUUUGACCAAGACCCCUUGUACAGUAGAAAAUAGCAAAUAUAUUAUGUGUAGCAAUUUUCAAUAAAAUGGCUAAGGCAAUAAGACAAUUACCAUUAGAAUUAUCCCUCUCACAUUUAUACCUGUAGUUUAUAUGAUACACAUGUACAGUAAAACAAUUCUUAUUAUGAGGGAAAGGUCUGAUCCAAAUAAAUACGAGACCAAUUUUCACAUUUUCAAUAAUAACUC